This is a messenger RNA of Exophiala xenobiotica, 1324 nucleotides long. Its product is annotated as RNA polymerase II subunit A domain phosphatase ssu72. Gene Ontology annotation, molecular function: RNA polymerase II CTD heptapeptide repeat phosphatase activity. Gene Ontology annotation, biological process: termination of RNA polymerase II transcription. The record is from RefSeq and is a predicted model, not a curated record. Bases 148 to 1074 code for a protein of 308 amino acids. The transcript is spliced from 2 exons. Gene Ontology annotation, cellular component: mRNA cleavage and polyadenylation specificity factor complex; nucleus. Lineage: Eukaryota; Fungi; Ascomycota; Eurotiomycetes; Chaetothyriales; Herpotrichiellaceae.
CGAACAUUUUCUAGCGAUACACCAGAUCGAGUAAUUCCCGUCCACUGCAUGGGGGCAUGCUCAUCACAUCCAUACUGUACACAGUACGCGACACAUGUCGCCACGCCAUGUUAAUCCUACAGCAAUAACUCAUCCUUCUCCCUAAUCAUGUCGACCGAUCCUCGACUCGCCCGUUUGCAAGGCCGAACAAUCACUCCUCAACCUCCCAAGCCACAAACGCCGCCUGCACCUCCUGCCGCUGUCGUUGACACGGCAGAAACGAACCCUCAACCGAUAUCCCCUGCACAGGUCGACGGAAAUGUCGACGCACCGGCUUCGACUACAGCGCCAGCAGUGCCAGCAGCGAAGUCUGAUUCUUCCUUCAAGCUGAAAUUUUGUACUGUGUGCGCAUCAAACAACAACAGAAGCAUGGAGGCGCACCUCCGACUAUCAACCUCGGACCAUCAAUACCCGGUUAUCUCAUUCGGCACAGGAUCGUACGUCCGAUUGCCUGGGCCUUCAAUAUCCCAGCCACAGGUCUACAAUUUCAACACCACGUCCUACACCAAAAUGUUCGAAGAACUAAAUGCCCAAGACGCGAGACUAUACAGAAACAAUGGUAUCUUGAAUAUGUUGGACAGAAACCGAAAUAUCAAGUGGGGCCCAGAAAGAUUCCACGACUGGGUUGUCGGUGCUGCGAGAAUGGACGCUCUCAAUCGAGGAGACAAAGGCGCAACAGGCACGGAAGGCGGUGUCGUGGAUGUCAUAUUCACAUGCGAAGAACGAUGUUGGGAUGCUGUGGUUGAUAACCUAUUGGACAGAGGGGCGCCUCUGAAUCGACCCGUCCAUGUGUUCAACAUCGAUAUCAAGGAUAACCACGAAGAAGCACUCAUUGGUGGCGGAGCCAUUCUCGAGCUGGCAGAUGCACUCAACGAGGCUGCCCUCCAGGAGAGACAAAUGAACGGUACCACCGGCUGGGAGAACGGUACUGGAGCAGCACGGCAGAGCUUCGAUGAGAGAGUGCCUGAUAUCUUGGCCAGUUGGCAGGAGAAAUGGCCCAAUUUGCCCGCCUUAUGGACAUUGUCAUGGUUUUAGACGCGGACUCGAUCGUCAAAGGAUCUGCGAUUUAGCGAGGCGCUGGGGGGUGUUUGUAUCGGAAUGGAAAAUGGUCAUCAACAUCGUCGUCAUCAUCAGACAUCUACGUCUAACGUCUGCCGAAGUCUGGUCUUUCGUCUUUCGUCUAUCCUUAAACUUUGGCUUGUAUCAUAACUUUCCCUCCCUCUGCUGCUGCUUCUGCGCUUUCAACUCCCUUUCAUCCUUCAACACGUCCCUCCGCAGCGCGACA